Molecule: messenger RNA, 2106 nt
Organism: Gadus macrocephalus (Pacific cod)
Lineage: Eukaryota; Metazoa; Chordata; Actinopteri; Gadiformes; Gadidae
Gene: ube2z
Product: ubiquitin-conjugating enzyme E2Z
Exons: 8
Coding region: 449-1609 (386 amino acids)
Biological process (GO): negative regulation of apoptotic process
Cellular component (GO): nucleus
Molecular function (GO): cysteine-type endopeptidase inhibitor activity; ubiquitin conjugating enzyme activity
Source: RefSeq, a predicted model, not a curated record
GAGGCAGUCUGUAUAUAUUUUAAGACUCAAGCAGGAAGUGCUGGUGGGAAAAGAGCCCUGCACAAUAACUAAUCAGUUCCUAAAGUUGCGAUUACCGUUUUGUGUCGAGUGGAUCUGUCAAAGAUUGACCAACCUAAAUCACGCUUUAAUGGGAGGUGAUUUGUAAGCUACAGCGCGGUGGACCCUUGUUUGUGCGUACAAAUACAUACUUUUUGGUCGGUACGGGAAUACGAGGAUGAUAUAGUAGCUAAACUAGCCAUAAUGUCCUGGACAGAAAUGCCCUGUGUUUUGCUUUUGGUAUCGCCGUUCUCUUAUCGUCCCCUUAUAUUGUGAUUCCGCCUGAGAACAAAACACAUUUACACGAAGCUGUCAAUGCCGGAUGCAUUUUGCUUUGUAAAUUAGCCAACGUUUUCAGACGGGGCGUUUUUGGUAGCUCGCUAGCUUAACGAUGGCGGACAGCAUUGGGGACGAGUCGGACGUUGGUGCCCUUGGUCUGAUACCAUCUCUUGCCAGCUCUUUUCCUGUGGGACACUCGACAAAUGGCGCAACAAACUCAAGCCCCAGCUUGUCUUACCCUCCCCACACUGUUGCAACGCAGAGUGGCAUCGCCGCAGUCAAUGCAACUCCUGGCACGUUUGGAAACCCAAACCCCGGAUCCCACCUUGUCGCCCUGUCUCCCAACGCUCACGCUACAUCACCUCUCCACGGCGUUGGGCUGGGGCUCGGUAGCGUUGCUGGGGUUGCUGGAGCUGGCCUCCUGACCCAAAUGCAUGCAACCUCUUGGGACCCGACCCUAAGUACCGACUGGGACAACGAAAAGGCGUCAGUGCAGUGCAUUCUGAGAAUCAAGAGGGAUAUCAUGUCAAUCUAUAAGGAACCCCCUCCGGGAAUGUUUGUUGUUCCUGAUCCUCAAGAUAUGACUAAGAUCCACGCUCUGAUCACCGGGCCGUUUGACACACCAUAUGAAGGCGGCUUCUUCCUCUUCCUGUUUCGAUGCCCUCCCGACUACCCCAUCCACCCACCUCGAGUCAAGCUCAUCACCACCGGCCACAACACGGUCCGGUUCAACCCCAACUUCUACCGAAAUGGCAAAGUCUGUCUCAGUAUCCUGGGGACAUGGACAGGCCCCGCUUGGAGCCCAGCCCAGAGUAUUUCGUCCGUCCUCAUCUCCAUUCAGUCUCUGAUGACGGAGAACCCCUACCACAACGAGCCUGGCUUUGAACAGGAGCGACACCCAGGAGACCGUAAGAACUACAACGAGUGUAUCCGACAUGAGAACAUGAGGGUGGCCGUCUGUGAUAUGCUAGAUGGAAAAAUACCUUGUCCAGAAGCUCUGUGGGGUGUGAUGGAGAAGUCUUUCCUGGAGUACUAUGACUUCUAUGAAGGAGUCUGCAAGGAGAGACUCCACCUACAGGGGCAAAACAUGCAGGACCCGUUCGGAGAGAAGCGCGGGCGGUUCGACUACCAGGGCCUGCUCACUCGCCUCGGCGCCACACACCUCAGGAUCCGCGAGAAGACCCCUGCGGAGGAUGAGCACAACGGGGACUCAGACUCAAACAGCAGCUCCUCCGAGACGGACCCCGACAGCCAGGGCAGCUCUCAGCCUUGACCGACCAGUGGAAAACAAAAUGUCCGCCAACGUUUUCGGGUACAUCAAAGAACGGGAGCCAUGGAAAUGCAAGAUCAGCUAAGCACACCAUCCGCGUGAUGUGAUGGCGCAAAGAGCAUGGUCUGUUAGAAAUUGACUAUUUGUGGAAAAUGGUAUCAGCUGCUAGCUAAUUGCUGUUAAAUUCUAUGUUCAUCUGGUAAGUUGUAAUUCUCUACCAGUAACGUUGAAGGGUACCCUCUCCCCUUUCGAUUUUGCAGGUACACUAUUGUAUUCUGGAAUAAAACUCUGUUCAAAAGGUGCAGGGUUGUUCAAUGAUAUCUCUAGUAGGCUUGGGUGGUAUUAGGUAUACCAGGGUAUUUAGAAGAAAUACCGUUAAAGAAAUUCAAACCCUUCUUUUUUCCGACAUCUUAUGAAUAUAUUUUUUAUUGAGUUGUGUAUUUUGGCAACAUGGAUAUAUAAUGAAAUAGUUAAAAAAUAAAGUCUUUGCAGUUGCGUAA